AGCCCCACCCCUCACACAGACGUGCUAACCUUAAUGCCCGUCUCCUCCACUCCUCUACUUCAUCGACUUCUUCUUUGACUCCCCUCCCUCCCUCCCUCUCACUCUACAACUCCUUUGUUUUCCCUUUAUGAUGUCCAUUUUAGCUCCUUAGCAACAACUAUUCAAGACAGCUAAAGUUGUCCUUUUUUGUCUGUUUAGUCAAAAAUCUGUUACCAAACACACAUUAUAGUGGUCUCUGACAAUUUACUUUAGCUUAUUUGGGUCCUUAUCUGUAGCCUACUACUUCCCUUACUUUCGUACUUUGCUGCUGCUUCCUAAAAUUUGAAUUGAGGCAAAUGGGUUUUGGCUUAUAGCCCCUCAGCUUCACAAAAAAGCCAAAAGUUUGCAUCUUCUUGUGAUAAUUUCACAAUCAGUUGCAGAAAUGUGCAACCUGCAACGAGUACUGUCUGCCUUGUACUGUUGGUUUUAAUUAUGUUGAAAUCUUGUUUGGAAUAUAGAUGCUUUUGGUAUCUUUUUAUCUGUGGCUUGUUGUGAUAGAGAGUUCCUGUCUCUCUGUCUCUCCCUCUCUCUCUUCUCUGUGAUACUUCAGGGAAUUUGAAUUUGAAUUUUUUUUUGGGGCAAUUAAGAGGACUCAUCUCCUCCAUGGGUACAAUGACUGCAUCUUCUCUCUCUAGAGAGGCGUCAAACUAUGACGAGGUUUCUAUGCAGCAGAGCUUGCUCUUCUCUGAUAGUCUGAAGGAUUUGAAGAAUCUGAGAAGUCAGCUAUACUCGGCAGCGGAGUAUUUUGAAUUAUCAUACACAAAUGAUGACCAAAAACAGAUAGUGGUGGAAACAUUGAAAGAUUAUGCCAUCAAAGCUCUUGUGAAUACAGUGGACCAUUUGGGUUCUGUGACAUACAAGGUUAAUGAUCUCUUGGAUGAGAAAGUUGAUGAAGUUUCUGGAACAGAGUUUCGCGUGUGUUGCAUUGAACAGAGAUUACGGACAUGUCAAGAGUACAUUGAUCAUGAGGGCAUCUCACAACAGUCACUGGUGAUUGACACUCCAAAGUACCAUAAGCGGUACAUCUUGCCAGUUGGAGAGACUAUGCAUGGUGCCAUCCGCACUAAAUCAAAAUACCAAGGGUGCAGCCUAGAUGAUGAAGAUGAUUGGCAUCAAUUUAGGAAUGCUGUUCGAGCUACAAUUAGAGAAGCCCCAUCUUCAGCCAGGGAAACCCCGACAUCUUCAGCCAGGGAAACCCCGACAUCUUUGGUGAAUUCAAUGAGAAAGGGACGUUCCCCGUCACCUUCUCCACGACCUCCUCCACAACGAUCUGCAACGUUUUCCUUCACAUCUACCAUGCCCAAAAAAGAUAUAGAUAAGCGAAGCAUUUCACCGCACCGAUUUCCACUCUUGCGUUCUGGUUCUGUGUCAAGUAGGUCAACAACUCCAAAUACAAGCAGGCCUACCACUCCAAGCUCUGCUCCUGCCAAAAAACGGUACCCUUCCGAGCCUCGAAAAUCAGCAUCCAUGCGACUCCAGGCUGAAAAGGAAAAUACCAAAGACAUCGAACAAUAUCCCAGCAAAAGUAAGCGUCUCCUCAAAGCCUUACUUAGCCGGCGCAAAUCUAAGAAAGAUGAAAUGCUAUAUACUUACCUGGACGAAUAUUGAGAGUAAAAAUGAUGAGAGGAUAAAAAAGCUAAAGGAGACAAGGAAUGAGCAACGACCAUGAACCUGCAGUUUUUCUAUUUUUCAAUACCCAUUCUGUACUUGAUACAGUUGAUUUUUCCCCCCCACCAAGCAGUAGAUAAUAUUGUCAAGUAAAAGUCCUUUCAAGUGUAAUAUUAUUUUGUGUACAAUUAGACGAUCAUCCUACAGUAAUGGAUUUUGUUGAGUUUCACCAAGGUUAAUUAUCCUUGAAGAAAAGAAAAGGAGGUUGAUUAUUUAUUUUCAAAA
Messenger RNA from Populus trichocarpa (black cottonwood), 1932 nucleotides. Its product is annotated as protein ABIL2. The record is from RefSeq and is a predicted model, not a curated record. The transcript is spliced from 11 exons. Lineage: Eukaryota; Viridiplantae; Streptophyta; Magnoliopsida; Malpighiales; Salicaceae. Bases 643 to 1647 code for a protein of 334 amino acids.